AUGGCUUCACAAGCAACCGUUCCAACGCCUCUCGCAUCUACUUCCACAGUCAUGAACACCGACUCAGGCCGGUUACUUGUAUCGCCACCCCAGAACUCUGAAACGGCACCCCCACGGCGGUAUCAGGAGCUAUUAUCCCGAGUUUUGGAUGGUGGGAUUGCUGUUGGGAUUGCGGUGGUGGCUCAGUUGUUGAUGGCUGGAAUCCAGGGGGUGUUGAACGUCAACAGCAACAAGGUCGAAUUUCCUCCAUCAGUUGUAGCAAUGGCGGCUAUCUUUGGGCUGUUUUGUGCGUGCGGGUGUAUCUUCCCAGGUGCAGAGGACUUUUACCGGAACCACCUCAAGAGACCGGCCGACCUCCUCAACCGGCACAUGUCUAUUGGUUUCACGAUUCCAUUUCUUAUGAUCUGCAAGGGCUCGCUCACAGAUGUCUGGGUUAUUGGGCCGAUUAUUGGUUGCUUUGUCCUCACCGGCCUUUUCAACACAGUUUUGUCCUAUGUGCUAGCUCUUCCACUUCAAUGCCUCAUGGUGCGGUGGGACUCUGGCAGCUGGUCUUCGUCAGACAUCGAAAAGGGGUCACCAACAACUGAAAAAGAGAGACAGAACCCCAAACUUCGUUCACCAGUCAAAUCAGUAUGCGAUUCCAUGGACACAGAGGAGUUUUCUUUGGGUGUCACCCCGCCUGAAUCGAUGACCCCUGAUUCCAAGGCCUCGCCAACUCACCCUGUAUCGUUUUCAACAUCAGCUAAGCUCUGGUGUCUUGCAAACCCAAUGCUCCUUCUCAUGUGGACCUUAACUCUCACCAUUGGCCUACCUCUCCGCGUCUGCCUUGCUCUCGAUACACCACUAUCCACCUUACUGCUAUUCGCCCUUUGGCUUUCAACUUUAGCCAUUCAAUCAUCGCUCAAAACCUCCCCUUACCUCCGCCCAUUCGCCCGCACACUCCUCUCAGGCCUCUUCAACGCCGUCCUCUGGACCUCCCUCACAAUGGCAGCCUACCUCCUCCUCGACGGCCACCUCUCCUCCCGCCCCCUCCAAGCCAUGCUCACAACCCUCGAAAGCCACAACCCUUUCUCCAGCGCGCUCCUCAACAGCUUUUCCGUCCCCCUCACAGCAGGGGACGUCGCCCUCUCCAUCCUCAACGCCGGCCUCGUAUCCUGGGGCCUCAAACUCUACGAAUACCGCUUCCAGCUCUUGUCUCGCGCAGGACUAACAGUCUUCACCGUCUCGUCCCUCAUCGCCCUAGGUAACGUCUCCUGCGGCCCCCUCCUCGCCCACACAAUGGGCGUCGCCCCCCAAGGCCGCGCCCUCGCCUUCGCCGCACGGAGCGUGACCCUCGCGCUAGGCAACCCCGUGCUGGACACCCUAUCAGCAGACAAGUCCCUCAACGCAGCAAUGGUGGUCAUAAGCGGGAUCGUCUAUCAAAUGUCGCUCGGGCUUGGUGUCGGCCGGUUUUUGGAAAAGCAUCUUGUCAACAUUGGGGGCCGCGAUGAUCACACCAACGAUACCACCACCACCACCAAAGGGGAAAACGACCCCCGAACCGUCGCGGCAGGCGUAGCAGUGGGCAUCAACGCUGCAGCAAUGGGGACUGCCUAUCUCUACGAGACGAAAAGCGAGGCGGCGCCGUAUUCGGCCCUGUCGAUGAUGGCGCUGGGGAUCAUGACGGUGGUAUUUUCGACGAUUGGGCCGCUGGUGUCGUGGGUGUUGGGGAGUGUGGGUGCCUAG
This is a messenger RNA of Podospora anserina S mat+, 1725 nucleotides long. RefSeq lists its product as uncharacterized. Bases 1 to 1725 code for a protein of 574 amino acids. Lineage: Eukaryota; Fungi; Ascomycota; Sordariomycetes; Sordariales; Podosporaceae. The record is from RefSeq and is a predicted model, not a curated record. The transcript has 3 exons.